AUGAUGACGUCAUCACCACAAAACAACACCCCGAAGCCAGCCGCCAACCGGAAGACCCCAUCCUCCUCCUCCUCCGCCGCCUCCCGGCCCCACCGCCACGAACCGGCGGCCGCCGCCGCCCGGUGCCCACGUUGCGACUCCCCCAACACCAAAUUCUGCUACUACAACAACUACAGCCUGGCCCAACCCCGCCACUUCUGCAAGACCUGCCGCCGCUACUGGACCAAGGGCGGCGCCCUCCGCAACGUCCCCAUUGGCGGCGGCUCCCGAAAGACCAAAAAGCCCUCCUCAGCCGCCGCCGCCGCCGCCAAGGACCACCAAACCCUCGCCGGAGAUAUUGGAAACCCCCUCGCCUUCUUUCAGGGCCUCCCACCUGCUAUGGAUUUCCAACUCGACUAUGCCAAUAAUUAUAACCCAAACUCCACCGAUUUAUCACUGCCCGGACUAAAAAUCCCAUCGGGCGGACUAAGCCCUAAUAUUUCUUUCGGCUCAGGAGUUCAGUUAGGGUUUCAAGACGUGGGCCCCACGGCGAUUGAGUCCCUGAGCUACAUAAACCAGGACCUUCACUGGAAACUGCAGCAGCAGAGGUUGGGGAUGCUCUUCGUCGGGGGUUAUAAUAAUAAUGAUCAUAAUAACAACAACAACAAAGACAGUGGUUUAAUGGUUGUUCCGUUUUCUUCUUCUUCUUCGAGGGCUGAUGAGUCGUGCGCCGUGAUUGGGGCAUCGUCCGAGAUUAAUAAUGGGGAUUUGUCGACCGAGUGGUUUUUCGGUGGUAAUAAUAGUAAUGGUAAUAAUAAUAACAAUAAUGAUAGUUGUUAUGCAGCUGAUCGUGUGGAUGGAACUCGGGACAUAACAAGCGGCGAUGACAAUUUGGAGAAUGAAAACAGUGGUAGAAGCUGGAGUGGGUUUCAAGCAUGGACCGGGCUUGGGCUUUUCUGA
Molecule: messenger RNA, 939 nt
Organism: Striga asiatica
Lineage: Eukaryota; Viridiplantae; Streptophyta; Magnoliopsida; Lamiales; Orobanchaceae
Source: the annotation of a GenBank genome assembly